Messenger RNA from Hevea brasiliensis (rubber tree), 1020 nucleotides. RefSeq lists its product as uncharacterized. Gene Ontology annotation, molecular function: RNA binding. The transcript is spliced from 2 exons. The coding region runs from base 172 to 846 and encodes 224 amino acids. Gene Ontology annotation, cellular component: nucleolus. The record is from RefSeq and is a predicted model, not a curated record. Lineage: Eukaryota; Viridiplantae; Streptophyta; Magnoliopsida; Malpighiales; Euphorbiaceae.
UUGACAAGGAAGCGUGGCCUUCAAAUCUAUGCAUGGAGCCCAGCCCAUUAACAGCUCUCAGGGUGCCGCUCUUAAAACCUAAUAAAACCUCGCCUUGUGACACAUGCUCACGCUACUCGCGGCUGCUGAUCAUCGCCUCUCCUGACUCCUGAUCUUGGUGGUGUAAUCAAGAUGCAGUCUGGUGAAGCCCCUGCUUCAAUGGAAGUAGAAGAAAUCCCAAAUGGAUUGGGGACAAAAUCUGCGUCUUUGCCAUCUAAGCCAAAGUUUGAGCCUUUGAAGGCCCAUGAAAUGUCUGACGGUCGAGUUCAGUUUAGAAAGGUUUCAGUUCCACCACAUAGGCAUUCACCACUCAAGAAGGCAUGGAUGGAAAUCUACACUCCAAUAUAUGAGCAGAUGAAGAUUGAUAUCCGUAUGAAUCUCAAAGCUAGAAAGAUUGAAUUAAAAACCCGACCAGAUACACCUGACAUCAGCAACCUACAGAAGUGUGCAGAUUUUGCACAUGCUUUCAUGUUAGGUUUUGAUAUUAUAGAUGCUAUUGCUCUUUUGCGAUUGGAUGAGCUAUAUGUGGAAUCUUUUGAAAUCAAAGAUGUUAAAACUCUUAGAGGUGAGCACUUGUCUCGUGCCAUUGGAAGAUUGUCAGGUAAAGGUGGCAAAACAAAGUUUGCUAUUGAGAAUGCCACAAAAACAAGGAUUGUGAUUGCUGAUACCAAGAUUCACAUAUUAGGAUCUUUUCAAAACAUUAAAAUUGCAAGGGAUUCUCUCUGUAGCCUUAUUUUAGGGUCCCCUGCUGGUAAGGUAUACUCAAAGCUUAGACAAGUUACUGCUAGACUGGCAGAGAGGUUUUAAUUUUUUUUUAUUCAUGUUAUUUUGAGACUAUUUAGCUCCAUACUGAGAUCUGUUAUGCUGAGUGGGAAUUUGUGAUUUUAACUGGGCGUGAAUUUUCUGUAUAAGAGGCCUUGUUGUAAGCUGCAAAAAUGAUUCAUUAUAAAGGAUAUGAAUAUCAUUCAUUUUUAUGGGUUA